AAAACUUGAAGAGAUGUGAGAGGAUAUUUGUCAGAGUAUAUGGUCGUAAAUAGAGUUGUUCGGCAGCUUCGGCUACCAGAGAGGGAGGGACGGAGAGUGGUAUCAUCGCCGGAAAAUGAGAAGCUUCUGCCGUGAAUAUCGCCGGAAAUCUACAAAAGAGAUUCCUACAGAACCGUUUGUGACCUGAAAUGCAAGAUCUCCGAACAAUGGGGAGUGCAGGAGUUCGUAUCUUCGGUGGAGACCGGAGACUGCGUCCGCACCCGAAUCAAGCCUUGAAAUGCCCGCGCUGCGACUCGCUGAAUACCAAAUUCUGCUACUACAAUAACUAUAAUCUUUCUCAGCCCCGCCAUUUUUGCAAGAGCUGUCGAAGGUAUUGGACCAAAGGGGGUGUCCUCCGUAAUGUUCCCGUCGGUGGAGGUUGCCGGAAAACCAAGCGAUCCAAGUCCAAGCCCUCCCCAGAUCCUCCGAAGGAGAAGAAAGCAACGACAGCCUCGCACUCAAGCAGCGAGAGUUCAAGUCUUACAGCGGCGACGACGACGGCGGCAACUACGGAGGCAGCGUCGGCGCCUUCUUCUUCGAGUUCUGCAGCAGGUAACACAGGAUUACUGAAUUUCCCCGACUCUAGGAUGUUCUUGUCUCAGAACCCAAGCCCGAAUUUCGUCGAGACCUGCAUGCUGGACGCGCUUGAGCAGCCGCCUCCGGACGGCGGUAUCUUCGCCACCGAGACGGGAAGCUUUACGAGCCUGAUGACGGGGUCAAAUCCAGGGCUUCUGGGGUUCAAUUUCCCGGAUGUUUCACCGUUUCGGUUGCAUACACAACAGCAGCAGAAAAUGACGAACACGGAGGAGGAGAUGAAGAUGCAGGAAUUAACGGCUGGAGGGUUCAUCGAUCAGACUUUCCCUGUAGAGUUACCGGGGUUGCAGAACAACAGGACAAAUGGCAGCAGUAGUGGAGGAGGAGCAGGGGGGGCAACGGGGUUAGAUUGGCCGAGCGGUGCUGAUCAAGGGGGAAGCUUAUUUGAUUUGUCGAGCUCCGUUGAACAAUGUUACUGGGGCUCAACCCAAUGGGCUGACAACGAUCAGGGUCUCUAUCUCCCGUAAAACUCAAAUCAUUUUUACUGCCAACACCGGACGAAGGAAAUGAAGGAAAACACGAGAACCCAAAAAAAAAUUGAAAAAGAAAAAACAGAGAGAAACUAAAAAGUGAAAAGAAACUGUGCAUCUGUGUAAAUUUUUAUUUUAGCUUUUUUUUAGAGCUUACGUGGUUUUUGCUUGGGCUUGUUUGGUCAUGGCGUUUGUCUGCAACUAACUUGCAUGUUGGUUUCCUCUUCUUCUUAGUUUCCUCUUUGAUUUUAUUUGGAGGAGUCACCAAUUACCAGUUAUGACUACUAUUUAUGGAAUUUUUGUUUGGAUAGA
Messenger RNA from Nelumbo nucifera (sacred lotus), 1415 nucleotides. Its product is annotated as dof zinc finger protein DOF5.4-like. NCBI's taxonomy places the organism in Eukaryota, Viridiplantae, Streptophyta, Magnoliopsida, Proteales, Nelumbonaceae. The record is from RefSeq and is a predicted model, not a curated record. Gene Ontology annotation, biological process: regulation of DNA-templated transcription. Gene Ontology annotation, molecular function: DNA binding; DNA-binding transcription factor activity.